CCCGGAAGCGUUGCCAUGGCGGCGGCUGCGCUCCGCGGCCUGGAGGCCGCGCUGGAAACGCACCGGGGACGGGACCGGGCCGUCCGUGCCCUGUCCUACAGCCUCCAGCUGGUGGGAGGAGCCCUGCCCGGGCCCGGGGGGCUGCCAGGGGGGCUCCUGGCUGCCUCUGCCCAGCUCAGCUCCUGCCGCACCGUCCUGCGCCUCUUCGACGACCUGGCCAUGCUCCAGCACAGCUGCGGCUACGGGCUGGGCCCUGAGGAUGAGGAUGUGCUGGUGCGGGGGCUCAGCGUGCUCUGCAACGUGGCCAACCAGCUCUACUACCCCUGUGAGCACCUGGCCUGGGCGGCUGAUGUCGGAAUUGUCCGUGCCGCUUCCCAGAGGUGGUGGACCCUGAGCACGGCGCUGUGGGGCUCUGCCCUGCUCUUGGGAAUCCUGCGGUCCCUGAAGGUCUUGUGCCAGUUGAGAAGAAAACUGAGGCAGCACAAGUGCAGCACAUCCUCACCUCAGAGCCAGAAGUUGAGAGCCCAGGUGAAGGCAGAGGUUCUGAGCAUCCUCAUGGACGCAGCAGAUCUUUCCAAUGCCAUCCAUUGGCUGCCUCCAGGAUUCCUCUGGGCUGGAAGGUUCCCCCCGUGGUUAGUAGGGCUCCUGGGGACCAUCUCCUCCCUGAUUGGAAUCUACCAGGCAUCCAGAGGAGGAAAUUCUGAAGCUGUUUAAAUAAUUGAGCUUCAGGAGCCAAAUUCCCACGUGGUAAAAGUGCCUUUAGUGAGGCAGGGUGUAUUUUAACUUUCCUGUGUGUUGCUGAUUGUAAUCCCAUACAUCCUUUGUGUGGAUUGUAAUUGGGACUGGAAUCAAGGUGUCUGUUGCAGAGAGGAUUGUUUGCAGUUGAUAAUUUUUGUCUCUCUCCAUCAGAGAAAUCUUUCAGGUGAAUCCUCUGAAAAUCAAUCUGCGGUUGGUAAAAUUGAAGGGGGGAAAAGUGCCUUCCAUCCUUCCUUCCUCUGUCCCAAAAGAUAAAUGCAACCUUCCAGUGUUUUCUGGAAGAAAAGAGCACAAAGUCGGUGUUAGGUGGAAAAACUGUCGUGGUUCUGUCACACAAAACUCCUAAGGGACAAAUCCUGCAAGUUCAUCCUCCAGGACAGGGGCACAAUCCAUAUCCUGGGAGUUUCAGAUAUUUUGGGGUUUGAGCCCAGAGCAAAAAGAGGAGUGAAAAGUGAAAAGUUUUGUUUGUGACAGAGGCAAGAGGGGAAGGAAAUAGCAUCUGGAAGCAGAGCGAAGCUUCCUUCUAGUCUGCCUUGCUCAUUCAAGGAAAAACUGAGGAAGUUGAGACUUCCAGGAGCUCUGAGGCUCUAGCUGUGCCUUCGUGGAAUGCCACCGGGUGGAGCUCUUCCACCAGGCUCCGGCAGAUGCUAACGGUCUUUUUUUUGUUGUUUUCUUUUUUAAAAAAAAAAGGCAGGAAAUUUAUGAAUCACCUUUCAAAGGAGCAA
Lepidothrix coronata (blue-crowned manakin) is the source of this 1481-nucleotide messenger RNA. It is a transcript of the gene PEX11G, whose product is annotated as peroxisomal biogenesis factor 11 gamma. Gene Ontology annotation, biological process: peroxisome fission. Bases 16 to 714 code for a protein of 232 amino acids. The record is from RefSeq and is a predicted model, not a curated record. The transcript has 5 exons. Lineage: Eukaryota; Metazoa; Chordata; Aves; Passeriformes; Pipridae. Gene Ontology annotation, cellular component: peroxisomal membrane.